AAAUUUCCCGAAAAGAAAAAGGAAAACCCCCCCAGCCAGGAGGAAAGGAGAUACGAGGCAAAGGACCAGGGCGCUCCUCUCCCCGCGCACCGGGCAAAAGUCUCUUAAAAAUUUACAUAUGAAAGCCUGAAUGCCUGCCUCUGGGGGCUGGGGGCUGAUGGGGCGACGCCACAGACAGCACACAUGCAACGGGCGUCGUCCUCGUCCACGUCGUUGGGUAUUUGCAAUUGCCAGCGAAGUAUUAAUGGCAGCAUUUGAAUAACAAUGCAGCGACAGAGGAUUCGAUGUGAAUGUGAAUGGGGAUAUGGAUGGAUGGUGGAUGGUGUCGACUCCGACAGGGCAAACGACAUGGCAUUGCAAUGCCACCUCUGCGGGGCACAAUUAAUGCCUAGCAACGGACUAAUUUGAGCUGCAGUCGGGAGCCGCCUUCCCUCUCUACGAAACAACAAAGUAUCGGGAAAAUCCUGCGGAGAAAUGCAUUUCCAACCUUCGAGCGGCUCUUCUGGCCUCUUUUAAGCGUCGGAUCGCGGGUCCAGAGGCGAUUUCCAGGAACGUUCCGAUGGCAGCAGCCCACGUAGCAUAAUGAGCACAGAAUUCCGGGGAAUUUCGCCAGUGGACGACUGAGAAGGGAAUUCAUUGAGGGUCUGUGUCUCGGUCUCGGUCUCGGUCUGGGUCUGGGUCUGGGUCUUGCGGUCCGGUCUCUGAAAUAUGCAAACGUCAUUCGGAUGCUGUUAAUUAUGGAUGGGAUCCCUGGGAUUCCUUGGGAGUGUGGGGCAGCCUGAAACGGUAAUCCCAGGCACCAUUCUUUUAUAAAUCAACUCGAUUUGAGUGCCAGAUUUUAGUUUGUAUGUGCAAGAAAAUUUCUUGUAAAUAUUGGACAGAAAUUUGGGUGUAGAAUGCUCAAAUACGGAUACGUUUGGCAGCUGGUGGUCGUCGUCGUGCUCCUGCAGGUGGAGGGUCUGCGGGGCGAAGGUCCCCCUUCGCUCUCCGUCCGACAUCCUCCCGUAUCCAAUAUCCUCAUCUGUAUGCCCAUCUUUCAGACAAAAUCGGGAGCUACUGCUGCGUCUAUUCCCCGAAGAUCGGCUGCCAGGCGGCCAUCAACACCCACAUGUACAAGUACGAGUCGAAUCCCGUGUCCUACUGCAAGCGCUGCAUCGAUCGCUGCCUCUGCGACAUGGGGGACACGGGCCACCAUCGAGCGAGUCCCUCGACAUGGCCCGCACUCCUGCUCGGUGUCCUGGCCAUCACGACGCUGGGGCUCCACAUGAGGCCCGAAUUCUCGUGAUCUGUGCGAAAAGGAGAGCUGGAAACCCCCCCCGUUGUAUGCCCCGGAUCAGACAGCAUCCAGUUGCCACAGAAACCAUCAAUUAAGGGCUGGCUUCCAUGAAUCUGCAGAAACAGGACAGGAGGUGUGUCCAAUCGAAAGGGAAACUUUGCCAACUUUUUGUGUGUGUGCGUGUGUGUGUGUGUCGAAACAGUUGUGAGACGGGAGGCCAUAGAAACAAUCACACAUCCUGUCAUGAGCUGGAUCGUGGCUCAUCUAUGUUUCUGCUGUGUGUUUGGAGGGUGUUUGGUGGUGCGCGUAUCCCUAAUGAAAUUAAAUUAAAUGUAUCUCCGCCAGUUGGAUGGCAAAUAAAACGUUUGAA
Drosophila miranda is the source of this 1646-nucleotide messenger RNA. RefSeq lists its product as uncharacterized. The coding region runs from base 897 to 1268 and encodes 123 amino acids. NCBI's taxonomy places the organism in Eukaryota, Metazoa, Arthropoda, Insecta, Diptera, Drosophilidae. The transcript is spliced from 2 exons. The record is from RefSeq and is a predicted model, not a curated record.